Molecule: messenger RNA, 1494 nt
Organism: Acytostelium subglobosum LB1
Lineage: Eukaryota; Evosea; Eumycetozoa; Acytosteliales; Acytosteliaceae
Exons: 1
Coding region: 1-1494 (497 amino acids)
Source: RefSeq, a predicted model, not a curated record
AUGUCAUCAUACUUUGUAUAUCGAGUCGAGGAUGAAAUCAACAAUGACAUGGAGUCACAAGCCAACAUCAGCAAUAACAAUAUGCAACCAUCAAACACAGUCAUUGUUGGAUAUCUGCCCACAUCAUGGUUCGUUGAUAAUGAGACAGCCGACACUUCGUAUCCAUCAGCAGAGGUGAUACAAAGAGUAUUCAAUCACUUUGGCCAGAUUGACAACAUUGAGAUACUGGUGGAUACUCCAAAGGACUUGGUGCGUGUGAUUGGCAACGAUAGCAACAUCUCUGGCAUGGUACCAAUCGCAUCACUCGACAAACUGCUACACUUCCAGGCCGCUAUCCAGUUCAGCUCGACACACGGUGCAUCAGACUGUCAGAGAACAUUGUCACGCUUCAAGAUGUUUAGGAAUAAUGUUGGAUACAAAGCUGACGUGCGAUUCGACUCUAACGAUUUCUUCUCAGAGUUGAGCUCGCGCAAGAGGAAACUGCAGCGCGAGCAAACAAUUCUGGCGCUUCGACACAAGUUAGAGGCCAAGGAGAAGCGCGACCGAAUAGAGAGGAUGGCAGAGGAGAGGAGGUUGUUGGAGGAAGUCGCAGAGAGGAAUCGCGCGUUGGAGCAUCUCGCCAAGCAACAAAUGAUUAAGGCUGAGGAAGAGGAGAGGCUGCAGCAAGAGCUCAAACUACAGAGAAGGGUGGAGAAGAAGGCGGCCAGCGAACAAAGAAGGCGCGAGAGGGGUGAGCAGAGGGCUCGAGAGAAGGAGGAGCACGAUCGACUGCUGGAGCAGGAGUUGGCGAGGCAAGAGCAAGAGGAGCUGCGCCAACAGGAAGAGAUGAAGAAGCAUGAGCAUAUGUUGAUGCAACAGGUGAUGGAUCAAGAGCAGAUGGAGCAGGAGCAACAUGAACAACAAGAGAGACGCGAGCGUGAAGAAAUGAGAGAGAGGAGUUACAUGGCUGCACUCAAGAGGAAGCGAGAGUCUGUGGAGAAGGACGAGGAGCAGCAUGAUGAGUAUGAGGAGCAGGCCAAAGCACCGCCCUGCCGUGAGGUGUGGAGGACAGAACCAGGAGAGGACAAAGUGGAUGAUGAUAUAGAGGUGGAGCGCAGGAAGGUAUAUGCAAUGGCAGAGAGGAAGUUGGCACUUGUGAGGGGCUGGUUGAGCAAGGCGCACUCAUACUUGAGGGAGAGCAUACUUCAAGAGCAACAACGCAACAAUAUCAGCAUGGACCAGUGGCUCAUGCCCUGGCAACUACCAAACAAACAAUCAGAGUUUGCCGAGUACCUACAGCGAGAGAGGGAGCUGGCCAAAGGUUACCAACAUGUUGCGAGCAAAGUGAUACCAACAGAGGCCUACUGUAAGAAGUGGGGCGUCGUCAUCACUCCGCCGCCACCACCAACAACGUCGACAUCACACACACUCCAAGAGCAAGAGGAGAUACUCAAGCGCAGCCUGUUAAAGUUGUCUUCCAAGCGACUAUCCAUCACACAAUCGAUUAAACCAUAA